AGGGGCAGGCAGGAGCAGCAGCUGCUGAGAGCCAUCAUGAAGCUGGUUUUGCUCCUCCUGCUGGUGACGGAGGCAUCCUGCAGGUCUCACAGCUCUGGGUGUGAGAAGGGCUGUGACUGUCGUGGAGACCUCAAGUUCACCAUAUGCUCAAGGGCUUCCUUCACACGGCUCCCCAGCCGAGUGCCUCCCAUCACUGAACUCCUCGACCUGUCUGACAACUGGAUCUCCAUCAUCCCCGAGCGCACCUUCAACACCACCCGCAAGCUGCGGGUACUCCUGCUGCAGAACAACAACAUCAGCGUGGUGGAGGAUGGUGCCUUCUGCCAGCUGGAGUUCCUCCAGAAGCUGGAUCUGAGCUGGAACCAGAUCACCACUCUCUCUGAGGGAUUCUCCAUUGGCCUAGCCUCACUGCGGGAGCUGCAGCUGUCCCACAACCGACUGACCACCCUGGACAGCCGGACCUUCCGGCACCUGGACAGCAUCCAGCGAUUAAACCUAACCAACAACAGCAUCCAGACCAUCCAGAUGAGGUCGUUCUCCUCAAUGAGCCUCCUCAGACAGCUCCACCUGCAGGACAACCAGCUGACGUCUCUGAGGAGCGGCACCUUCUCCAUGCUGCACUCCCUCAAAGUCCUCAACCUGGCCGGAAACCAGAUCAGUGAGGCGGAGACUGGUGUCUUCAAGCCGCUCGCUAGCUUGACGUUACUCAACAUUGCCAACAACCAGCUGACCACCAUCUGCUUCAAGACUUUCCUGAGCAUCCACACCUACAGCACCCACCUCCUGCUGGAGGGGAACCCCUGGAACUGCGACUGUGACCUGCAGAGAGUUUUCCGGAAGCUGCGCAGCAUCCAGCGGCUCUUCCUGGAUGACUACUACAACCUGACAUGCAGUUCGCCACCUGACCUCCAGGGCUACCUUCUGAUAAACGUGGAUGACGAGCUGUGCAUUGCUGAGACGGUCACUGUGCUCAUCAUAACCAUCACCGUCAUCAUCACCCUGCUGGCUGCCAUGCUGAUGGGUGAGAGAAAGAGGAGGAGGAGAAAGAGAAGGGAUUCCACUGGACGCAGCAGGGAGACUUCUCAGACGAGUCAGACUACUGAAGCAACUUCUGUUUCUGACUUAAAUAUAUCACUCUUUCUUUUCUCACGCUGUAGUCUGGUAGUAUUUUCAGGCAACCGUUUCCUCUGCAUAGACAUCUGCAAGCCUUGAGAGAAUUUUGAUCUCCUGCAGUUCUGUUGGAUUCUUGCUAGAAAAACCUCUCAUUUAAAAUCAAGCUGUGGAAGUUUGGGAUUAUCUCCCUGCACAGUUUGAUUUUAAAAGCACAUUAAAAGCACAUUUAUGCACCCUAACUAUGACAUUAUUUAUUGUUAAUAAAAGGUUUAUUGGUGAAAAGCAGAUUUUAUAUGGUUGGGUGUCAUGACAUGGAAGCCUUGCUUGUGUGUGGUCCCAGAUGUAAGA
This is a messenger RNA of Oreochromis aureus, 1461 nucleotides long. RefSeq names its product leucine-rich repeat-containing protein 4. Gene Ontology annotation, molecular function: protein binding. NCBI's taxonomy places the organism in Eukaryota, Metazoa, Chordata, Actinopteri, Cichliformes, Cichlidae. The record is from RefSeq and is a predicted model, not a curated record. Gene Ontology annotation, cellular component: plasma membrane.